AUGCUCGGCCAAGCCCUGGUCCAUGGCAACUCCGCUACGCACCAUCGGGCUGUGUAUCGACACGUUUCCUUACAGAGCCUGGCAAAGAUGCAAUAUCACACACCUACAUCAGGUAUGCACCCCCCAAGGGCCACAAACAAUGUCAACCUUACAGGCAACAUACAACAUCCCACCACAUCUCACAUUCUCGUAUGGGCAGCUAAUAUCAACAAUCAGCAACAAGGGGAUAAAAAGCCCUACACAGUCGUUCGACACCAACCACACACACUUCGAAAAGAUGUGUCUCCACCUAACACCAAUCCGCCGCACUCUAUCACUCACUUAUAA
Pelobates cultripes (western spadefoot toad) is the source of this 327-nucleotide messenger RNA. NCBI's taxonomy places the organism in Eukaryota, Metazoa, Chordata, Amphibia, Anura, Pelobatidae. The record is from the annotation of a GenBank genome assembly.